UCCCCUCUAUAGGCUGAGAAAUGGACGGCUUUCAUGUGACCAUUCGAACCUCAGCAUCUCCGCUCUCAGGAACGUAUGGCAGGGUUUGGAUCUCUUUGAUUGGUACUCUGAGUGAGAGCCCUCCAGUCAGAGUGGAACACUGUCUCUUGCCAGGCUCAGCCUACACAGUUGUCAUCAAGUCUAAAGAGGAAGUUGGCAUAGUGGUUUUGUUGAAACUCCGUCUUGAGGCUCAGCCUGGCUUUCCGGACCUGGAUUGGCACUGUGGGGAUGUGCAGGUGAGACGGAGUUCUGAGGAUCCUGAGGUGGAGGUUUUUCCUUGUCAUAAAUGGAUCCGGACAGCGGAUGGUAACGUUGAGCUUCGGAAUGCGAAAGUGUGUCUGAAAAAUAAGGAAACAUUAGCAAUCCUAACCAAUCACAGGGAGAGGGAUCUCCAACAAAAACAACAGUUUAUCAAAUGGGGCAAAUUUGUUGAAGGCGGUCCUCACUGUGUAGACACGUCCAGUGUUACAUCUCUAGGACCAAACUUUAGUUACAUGCGUCAGCGCCCAGUUUACAAUGUGCACUACAUAAAGGGUUUCAUGGAAAGAAGAACAUCUUGGAGCCUACAGGAACUUGAGACAUUCUUCCUUUUCAGUGGAAGGGAGAACACAAUUGCCAAAUAUGUUCAGGCUCAUUGGCAAGAGGAUGCAUUCUUCGGAUAUCAGUGCCUCAAUGGUUGCAAUCCCCUGUAUAUCAGACGGAUCCAUAACCUGCCUUCUAAACUGUCUGUCACUUCAGAGAUGGUCAGACCUUUUCUACCACGGGACUCAUCUUUGGAGAAGGAGAUGGAGAGAGGACAUGUGUAUCUUCUGGAUUAUGAAGUGCUGGAUCAGCUGCCUGCUAAUACUGUCAAUGACAAACAAACCUACUUGGCUGCUCCUUUAUGCCUGCUGCAUUACAACCGACAAGGAGAACUAAAGCCCAUAGCCAUACAACUUCAACAGGCUCCUGGUCCACAGAAUCCUGUUUUCUUGCCCUCUGAUUCUGCACCGGAUUGGUUGUUAGCAAAGAUGUGGGUCCGUAAUUCAGAUUUCCAGGUCCAUCAGCUACUUUCCCAUUUUUUGCGCACUCAUCUUAUAGGAGAGGUGUGCUGUACCGCCACACUCAGACAGCUGCCCGAGAUUCAUCCUCUUCACCAGCUCCUGAUGCCUCAUAUCCGGAGCACUCUUCAGAUCAACAUUCAGGCUAGAGUCACUCUUCUGGCCACAAAAGGUGUUUUUGACAAGUCAGUAGCCUGUGGUCUGGAGACGAUACCACUGCUGCUUGCUCGAGGAACGCAACGUCUCCGCUACAGCUCAAUGUGUGUGCCAGAUGACAUAAGAGUGCGUGGACUGGAUGCACUACCUAUAUGUUAUUAUGCAAAAGACGCACUGAGGGUCUGGGAUGCUCUACACAGGUUCGUUGCAGGCUGGAUUCGUUUGUAUUACUUUGACGAUAAGGACGUCCAGCAAGACUGUGAACUACAAAACUGGAUUAGAGAGAUCUUCACCGAGGGAUUCCUCGGCCUCAGUCACAUAGGAGUUCCACAGUCAUUUCAGACUGCAGCCGAAAUGUGCAAGUUUGUUACCAUGGUGAUCUUUUCCUGCUCAGCACUUCAUGCAGCUGUGAACUUCUCUCAGCUGGAUUAUAACAUUUGGAUACCGAACAGUCCAGCAGCCAUGUCACGUCCACCUUCUCAGACUAAAGGCUCGGUGUCUGAGGAGGACAUUUUCUCCUUCCUUCCGGAAGUGAACUCCUCUUGCCACGUCCUUAGUGUCCUGUCUCUAUUGUCACAGCCUGCCAUUGACUAUGUGCCCUUGUGCCAUUAUAAUGAGUGGUACUUCAGCAGUGGUGCAACCGUCAAGCUUGUGGAGGAGGUCCAGAGAGAGCUGAAAAUGAUAGCAAAAGAUAUCACAGACAGGAACAGCCAGCUGGAGUUGCCCUAUCCUUACCUGUCUCCAGAUCACAUUGAGAAUAGUGUGACUAUUUGAGUUCACUGUCAAAUUGGAUCAUGAGUUGUAACUUUAUGCCAAAAGAAGGUUUUAAAUGUUUUUUAUUUCGUUUUUUUUUUUCACUAAUUAACCUAAAAGAGAGCUCCUUAAAAACCUGACAAUAGCAUAAAGUCCAGGGCCCAUAUUCAUAAAGAAUCUUAAUGCAAAAAGUAGCUCCUAGUGACAAAAUUCUAAGAAAAUUCUUAGAAAUGUGGGCGUUUACUCUUAAAAUUAAAGAAAAAAUCCUAGUAAAGAAAAAAGUAAUUCAGAAAGCAUCUUAACCCUUAAAAGAGGUCUUAAGGUCAAACUUGUUAGGAGCACAGACGAGGACUUUUAAGGGGCUUAAGAGUUUCUUUAGCAGAGGAGAAAAUGGCAGAAAGACGAAGAUGCAGAAGAAAUGUGUUGCAGACAAUGGAUGACUGUGAGUUAAUAAGACACUAUAGAUUAGAUCGUGCAGGGAUCAUGUUUGUGAAUGAUCUUAUUAGAGACGUGCUAACAUCUCCGACAGAGCGCAGAAAUUUCAUAGCGCCAGAAAUUAAAGUAAUCCCUACAUUAUGAUAUUUGGCAAUUGGGAAAAUGUAACAAUGCAAUAGUGAUGAUUUGGGUCUGUCACAACUUUCUGUAAGCAGAGUGAUCACACAAACAAUUACAGCACUUUCAGAACAUCUUAUUGUGUCGCAGUUCAUUUCGUUUCCACUGGACAUUCCCACCUUGCAGGCUCAAAAAACUGCAUUUAUGAAUAUAGCAGGCUUAUAGGUGCACACAAGAAGGGGGAAUGAACCGUUAAUAGUUUGUGCUAUACGCUCCCAUGUCUGCUUCUUGUCCCUUGCUGUGACACCCGGCCCGAAAUUUCCUUUAAGAAUGGCCUUGUGUUCAUCCACUAACUGGGCUAAUAGUAAACACUGUUCCUCUGUCCAGUUUGGCUUGCUCGCCCUUCUUGGUUUUGAUUCCAUGUUUGAUACAUUAAAACCAACAUUCAAACCACCACUUAAAUAGAACAGCAAUCACUGUAAUUGGAAAGAGUGGAACAAUUCUUAUCAUUCUAAGCCAAUCAAAUACCUUAUAGGAAAUUAAAAGCAUGGUAAAUAAAAAAAAGGAUUUAGAUACACACAUAUAAUGUGUGCUUGUGUGUGUGUGUGUGUGUGUGUGUGUGUGUGUGUGUGUGUGUGUGUGUGUGUGAGAGAGAGAGAGAGAGAGAACGGUCAAAUAGGAAAAAUUACACAUGUAAAUUCAAAGUGAGAAUUAGAAUACACACUAUACUUAAAAUCACUCUUUUUUUUAACUUCUUGGAAAACCAACCAAUCACAGUCUUCAAAAGAUUGUGUCAUACAUAGCAACAGGGUCAACCCCGCCUCCUCACUAAGAUGAAAGUUUUUGUCUUUUCCUUACUCAGAGUUGCUCUCAGAUCGGUCCCGAUUCGCUCUUAAGCUAAGACUCCUACGUAAAUUUUUUUAAGCUAAAUUAAGAGUUUUCUGAGAGGAUUCUUAGAAUCUUUAUGAAUACGGGCCCAGGGAUUUAAAAAAAAUGUUUUAGAAAAAAAAUAUCUAAUUUAAAGUUUAUUAAUAAAUAUUAUAUAAAUACCUUUUUUUCCAUGAUUUGACAAAAUUACAAUGUUAUUGGAAAUAAUGCACAAUAAAAAUAGUCUGUUCACAAGUGCGAUUUA
Molecule: messenger RNA, 3672 nt
Organism: Carassius gibelio (silver crucian carp)
Lineage: Eukaryota; Metazoa; Chordata; Actinopteri; Cypriniformes; Cyprinidae
Product: hydroperoxide isomerase ALOXE3-like
Exons: 14
Coding region: 21-2009 (662 amino acids)
Biological process (GO): linoleic acid metabolic process; lipid oxidation
Molecular function (GO): protein binding; oxidoreductase activity, acting on single donors with incorporation of molecular oxygen, incorporation of two atoms of oxygen; iron ion binding
Source: RefSeq, a predicted model, not a curated record